GACAGGGAAAAGGAAUAAAAAGUAUGGAAAUAAUGUAAGGAAAGAAAAUGUAACGAGCAAAGGAAAAAUGUAACAUGAAAAGCAGAAUAAUGUAAAUUGAAAAUGGCGCGGUAAAGGAUUAAAUUUAAAAAGGGACAGAUGCAAAGUCCCUAGAGUACGCCACCCCUAAAUGGGGAAACCUAUAAUGAAAUGAAAUGAGAUAGCGCAACGGUCUCUUAUUAAAUUGACCAAUGAGUUUUUACGUCAUUAGUAUACUGUGUCAUGCUGAGAAACUGUGGGAAUCCCUCUUAUUCAAGACAACAUAUCAUAUGAGAAGCUCUGUUAUUACGAACAGUUAUUAUAUAGAAGAUCUACUCUAAUUAACUUUAAUACAAGUUUUUUUAAAGUCAGGAAUGGAAGGCACCAUAAAACCUCCGGGUCCAUUAUCCAACAAAGGAAAUAUGGCUGAAAAUUGGAUGAGAUGGAAGAAAGAUUUUAUGAUCUUCUUGGAACUUAGUAACUUCAUUGAUAAAUCCCAAGAUAUAAAAGCUUAUCUUCUGAGAAACUACAUAGGAGAAGUUGGUCUAAAUAUUAUACAGAAAAUGGUUUUUGAAAAUGUAGCAGAUAGAGAUAAUAUAUAUGCAUUACUAGCAAAGCUUGAUAGAUUCUUUAAUCCUGUAAAUGAAGUUGAGGCUAGAUAUAACUUUUUUACUAGGCACAAACAAAGAAAUGAAUCUAUUGAAGCUUAUAUUACUGACUUAAAAAGGAAGGCAGAAACUUGUAAUUUUGGGAAGUUGACAGACAGUUUAAUUAGAGAUAAAGUAGUUGCCAAUUUAACCGAUAAAAUACUCAGGAAAAAGUUGUUUGAAGUACAAAAUCUUGAUUUGCCAAAAUUAGUGUCAAUGUACAACGAACAUAAUGUUGUUAUAACACAAACACAACAAGCUUCCUCAGAAGAUACUAAGCAGAAAAAGGGAAACUCGUACUGUUGGAGAUGUAAACAAAAACAUCCUUUCAAUCGUUGUCCUGCUUGGAAUUUCAAAUGUUCAGUUUGUAAUGAACUUCAUCACUUCAAUUACUGUUGUCCAAGAAACAAUCCUUCAAGUAAGAAAAGACAGGAAACAAAUAAAUGCAACUUUCCUACUGCACCAUUACCCACUACCUGUGACCGAGUUUAUCCGGAUUUAAGAUACGUUGAUACACCCGAACAUUCGCCUAUAAAUGGACAGGGAAGUACGCAAACAGCACACGCAAAUCCCAAUGUUAAAGAGGGGGAUGCAGUAGAGAAUUCAUGUAUACUCUCAUAGAAGUAUUAUACGGAAAUCAAAUUUUUAUCAGUAUAUGCGACAACAUAACUUUUUUAUUAUAAAUAUAUGAUAUCUUAAUAUAUUAAAUAUAAAAGCGAAAAGGUACAGAAUUGCAUUAGUAAAUAAAUAAUAAAAUGUGUACAGAAAUAACUAUGUAUUGUAUACAACAUCGAAUAAAUUCCAAUUUUGACAUUUAACGUUAUUACAGUAAUCCGUAAGUUAAAUGCAAUAAUUUUUAUAAACAUUGGAAAAGAAACAAAUGGCACAUUA
Osmia lignaria (orchard mason bee) is the source of this 1556-nucleotide messenger RNA. RefSeq lists its product as uncharacterized. The record is from RefSeq and is a predicted model, not a curated record. Lineage: Eukaryota; Metazoa; Arthropoda; Insecta; Hymenoptera; Megachilidae.